AUGGAACGGGACGAAGAAGCCCCCACAUCUUCUUUCACUGAGGUCUCAGACAGUCCCUCCCCAGGGGCCGUCGGGGUUCAGGCUGAGCAGAACCGAUCCGCCCUGACCCCGAAGCCUCAUAGAGGAUACGAGAAUGUCUGUCAGCCAUGGUGCCUGCUCAUCACAAUGAUCCUGCUCCUGCUUUCUCUCCUUGGCAGCUGGGCCAUGGCUCACCUCACCCUGGGCACCCACGGGGGCUCACCUUUCCGGAUCUCAGCAAGCUAUGACCAGGGAACGUUUGAUGACACGGCCAUGAUUGAGCCCAACUUCACCACCAACUGCACCAUGGCUUCCUCAGCGGGCCCUGUCAUCACUCUUGAGGGCCAGUACCACUGUCACGAGGGACCUGCGAUCACACUGGACAAAUUAUGUGACUUCAGAACAGACUGUCCGCUUGGGGAUGACGAGGGCGAGCAAUGUCGUCGCUUCCUCAAUGGCAGCUACUGCUCUUUUGAAGAAGACGAGUGCAGUUGGCAGUCCAUGAUGGGUGUCCCCUUGAGAAGACUCCAGUAUUCAGCCAAGGCCACUAGAAAGAACUGCCCAUCCUCAGGUGCAACACUCAGUUUGGAGGGGAACCAGUUCAAAGGCCGGCAUCGCUCAGCACUACUAAGAAGUCCUCUCUUUCCACCUCCUCUAAGAAACUCUCCAUGCACGGUGCGUUUCUGGAUUUGUUCUGGAGAUAUACAGAAGGGGUCGCUGUCUCUGUGGAUAGCAGAGAACAGCACGGGCCUCAAGGACCAGCGCCAAUUGUGGCACUCAGCCAGCGAACCAACAUCUGAAAGAGGCUGGAAAUUCAUCACAGUUCCACUUUAUGGACUGGCUGACUGGUUCUGGCUUCUUUUUGGAUCAGAAGAUGGAAGUGGACCUGGGCCUGGGUCCAUUAUCUCACUCGACAACAUCUCUUUCAGCAUGAACUGCUUCCUGGCUUCAAAUGGAGAAUUUCCACCUGUGGCCGGUAGCACAACCAGGUUGCCCAUUGGCCCGCCAAUCACUCCCACAACUCCAUCCAUCGGGAUUCCUCUGAUGAACUACCCUACUAGAGAUUACUCCAAAAAAUGGAUUUUUAACACCUGUGGUGCUGGUGGCCCAGAAGGUCCAACUCCCUCCCAGUGCUUCAAUUCUUAUAGGAGCAGCAAAAUCAAUGUGACGGUGGGCACCCGGGGUCCCUUCAAAGGCAUUCAGAUGUGGCAGGUCCCUGAAACGGGCACAUACAGGAUCACAGCCUCUGGGGCAGCAGGCGGCCGAAGCGUUAUGGCUAUGAGUAGAUCGCAUGGCAUCUACAUCGCUGGUGACUUUCUGCUGAGGAAAGGAGAGCUGCUUUACAUCCUGGUUGGUCAAAAAGGAGAGGAUGCAUGUCCCAAUUCCAACGCCAUGCUGAAUAAGAUCUGCUUGGAACAGACUGCCCCGUUGCUGAAUAAGACUCAAGUGAAGGGUGGAGGAGGAGGAGGCGGUGGGGCCACCUAUGUGUUCAAGGUGCGCAGUGGGUUUCACAUCCCUCUCAUCAUCGCUGGUGGGGGAGGGGGCCGAGGCUACAGCAGCCAAUCAGAGAGCCAGCUAGAACAGAUGGACUAUGACCUCAGCCAACCGGGUCGCAAUGGGAAGUCAAAUGCUGCUGGUGGGGGUGGAGGAUGGAAUGCCAGUGCUCCUGUCAGUCAGGGCGGCAGACCUCUGCUGUUGGGGGGACAGGGAGGACAGGCCUGUCAAAAGUUCUGGCAGACACGAGGUGGCUUUGGGGGUGGUGGAGGUGGCUGUAUUGCCGGAGGCGGUGGUGGAGGCUACAGAGGUGGUAACACCUCAUUAAAUGACAAUCCUAAACACGACGGUGAUGAUGGCACAUCCCUCUUUGGUCCAACUGGAGAUCCCUACCUCUUCCCUCUGAAAGCAAUGGAGAGCGAUGGAGAAGUGAUCAUCAGUCCAGUUUGGAACUGCAGUUACUGCGAGAGCGGCGAAUGUCACGAGAUAAGCGGCAAAAUUGUCUGCUACUGUGACGAUGACCUCAUCUUGGCACCCGACGGCACGUCCUGCAUCAACUCUACAGAGGUGUCCCUGCUGCCUCCCCAGCCAUCUCUCUCCCACCUGGCGCUUGGUCUGUCCGUUGGGACUUCGGCCCUCAUCGCUGCACUACUGCUGGCCGUGUCUGGCGUCAUGAUAAUGUACAGACGUAAACACACAGAGCUGCAAUCAAUUCAGCUGGAGCUACAGAGUCCAGACUGCAAGAUCAGUAAACUGCAGGCAUCGACCAUCAUGACCGACUAUAAUCCAAACUACUGCUUUGCUGGCAAGACGGCGUCAGUCAACGACCUGAAGGAAGUGCCGCGACGCAACAUCUCCCUCGCCAGGGCUCUUGGUCAUGGUGCGUUUGGUGAAGUGUAUGAGGGGUUGGCAGUGGGAAUACCUGGCGAACCGAGUCCACUUCAUGUGGCAGUUAAGACUCUCCCUGAGGUUUGCUCAGAACAAGAUGAACUGGACUUCCUUAUGGAGGCUCUAAUCAUCAGUAAGUUCAGCCACCAGAACAUUGUGCGCUGUGUAGGGGUCAGUCUGCAGGCAAUGCCUAGGUUCAUACUGCUGGAGCUGAUGACUGGUGGAGACCUCAAGACCUUCCUCAGGGAGAUGAGACCUCGAGUGGAGCAACCGUCCAGCCUGACCAUGGUUGACCUUCUCAACGUAGCGCGAGACAUUGCCAAAGGCUGCCAGUAUCUGGAGGAGAACCAAUUCAUCCAUAGGGACAUUGCGGCUCGUAAUUGCCUGCUGACGUGCAAAGGACCAGGUCGCGUGGCCAAGAUUGGAGAUUUUGGAAUGGCUCGGGAUAUUUACCGAGCAAGUUAUUACAGGAAAGGUGGUCGUGCCAUGCUCCCAGUCAAGUGGAUGCCACCUGAAGCCUUCAUGGAGGGCAUCUUCACAUCAAAAACUGAUACUUGGUCAUUUGGGGUUCUUCUGUGGGAGAUCUUCUCACUGGGGUACAUGCCUUAUCCGAGUCGCAGUAACCAAGAAGUGUUGGACUUUGUAACCAACGGUGGGAGAAUGGACCCACCCAAAAACUGCCCUGGGCCUGUGUACCGUAUAAUGACUCAAAGUUGGCAGCACCAACCUGAGGACAGGCCUAACUUCUCAACUGUCCUGGAGAGAAUUGACUACUGCGUGCAGGACCCGGAUGUGGUGACCGUGCCCUUGCCUAUUGAAUAUGGGCCAGUCCAGGAGGAAGAGGAGUAUGGACCCAGGCGCACUGAUGAUCCCUCGGGCACCGCUGUGCUGGUGAAUGCUCAAAAGACUGAUGGGGAACUUCCACAGCCGCAUCCGCGCUACCGCUCAGAGGAGAGCCAUAGAGGAGCCGAACACGCAUCCGCGACGAGCAUGGCGUCCGAGGCCAAAGCACCGACGCCGUCUCAGACCCAAGCGUACCUCCAUCAGUAUCAGCAACCUCACCCACAGACCUCCGUGACGACGGCUACCACGGUCACCUCCACAGCAACCUCCGCACUCACUGCCAAGGGGUCCACCCAGCCAGGCCCCGAGGGGGGCCACAUCAACCUGGCCUUCAACCAGGGUCACCCAGGAGAGAAGGAGAGCCACAGUGGGAAGAGCAGCAGUCUUUGGAACCCUACGUACGGCUCGUGGUUCCUGCAGCAGCUACAGAGGAAGCAGCAGCAGCGGCAAGGGGGCGUGGGUGGGGUUUUGGGUGUGGGCGGCACCAGUGCCAGGGUGCCCGGCGAAGGACAGGAGCACGUGGGACGGACUGUGGCUGAAGUGGCUGGUUCAAUGGGUCUCCAGCAUAAGUUUCAACAUCAGCACCAAUUUCAGAUGCUGCACCAUCAGCAGCAGCAGCCGCCGCAGGGUCUUUGCAGACCCCUGUUAGCACCUCCACCACCAGCCAACCAGUCCCAGCUCCUUUUAGAUUCAGGUCCCCUGUACAGACUGAGACGUUUCCCCUGCGGGAGUAUCGGUUACGGCUACCAGGAGCAAGGCGUGUCGCUGGAGGCGAGUCCUCCUCCGCUCCUUCCCUCCCAACAGAGUGCGUCAGCAGCCCACCAGAGGACCCCUACAUCGGUCUCCCUGGGUCGGCCCGGAUUAUCGGAGGACAGCCGACCGCUCUUAGUCACCAUGGGGACGGUGCAGGACCCCCGGCUGCCCAGAAUGGAGGGUCACAACGCCACUGUGCUUUAGCCGACAUGCCUGUACAGUUUCAUUCACUCCCCGACUUUGGCAAUUGCGUUUCGGACUACACAACAGCAAAAGUUGUGUCAGCAAGUCUUACCGUCCUUUGGUUUCUCCCUCCGGUUUGGAAAUAACUUUUUAAGCAUAAGCAAGAGCUCAGUCCAUUAAGCUUUUAUUAUGAGAAACCCAGUGGGUGUGGAAUCCCCAAUUGAACUUGAAAGCACAUCAGAAAACACUGGAGGGCAAAUUGAAUUCAAAAGCUAGUUUUGGAGUCCAGAAAAUGUAUUUUUUCAUCGCAAAAUAGGCAUGACUGAGACCUCACAGAAUGGGAUUUAUAGCAAAUAUUAAAUGUAAAGUUUUUCUGCAUCACGAACUGGUGGCCACCGGAAUGGACGAUUACGCUGAUUUAAACCUCUCCAGUACGCCGACUGCAGACUUUGAUUCACAAACUCUGGUGACAGAGGAGACCAAUUUCAAAGUUGCUGCUGCCGGCCACAUGUUUCAUUUCUAUUGCAGGACCCUAAAAUUGCCCCCAUUCUUCACACAGGAAAAAAAAAAAAAGCUUGGCAGUCGACUUCUAAUUUUUGAGAAUCAUGUUGGAUUUACCAAGAUAUUUGUACUAAAGAGAAAAAAAAAUGUGUUUGUUGUUUUGCUUGCUUGCUUAUUUAUUCAUUUGUUUCUUAUUUGGAUGUGGCUCUUUUAAAUUCGCAAUGAACAGGCUCAUAGUACAAGCAAAAUCCCCGUUGCACAAGUUGAGUCUCACGUCUAUGUUUGAAACUGUUUGAAAUCAUUAACAACAAAAAGCAAGUUAAGAAAAAGCGAGAGAAAACAGAAUCCCCCGACAACUAUAAACUUGACAAAGUUGAACAAACAAAACUCACAGAGGAAUGUUUGGUAUACUUCACGGUGCCCCAUAAACCAAGAUGAUGCAGGUGAUUCACCGUUUCUUAAUCUUGUUUCUGAACAUGAAAUAAGUCACCCCUGCUGCUGUAAAAGCCCAUCGCAAACUCACACGCUGUGCUCAUGACUUCAUUGUGUUGAAGACCGAGGUCUUCUUUCUUUUGUGGCUUUUUACAAAAAAAAAAGAAAAAACCUAUUUAUGUUUUUGUGUGUCAUUAUGGGAACAAAGUGGAUAUUGCUGACUCAAUGCUCACCUUCAAAUGUGCAAUCUCAAAAGAACUCCGACAUUUACAUAUUUUAACUUUUUUUUUGGGGGGUUGCUAUUACUGAACGAAUGUUGUGGAAUACAAAUGAGUAUGAAUCUAGGUUUGCUCCUUCUAUUAAAACGCUGGUUAACAUUUUGAGUUUCCUGUUCCAUUUCAAGUCUGACAGAAAGAGCCAUGAGCUGUUGAUUUCAGUGACAAAUGUUUGUCGCUUCUUCCAUACGUCGUUUGAUUGUAUUUGGCAAGCGUGUCCGUCCAUCUGUUGUCUAGCAACGAGCCGCUGUCGCAUGUCAAGGAGCAAUUAAUACAUAUGUUGACUAUGCCUUCUCUCCACGGUGUGAUCUCUUGUCGCCCAUCUGUCAUUCUUUAAUGUACAAAGAUCUAAUGAACCACAUCUGUAAAUGAUGUAAUUAAAGAAUAUUGUACUAUG
Hippocampus comes (tiger tail seahorse) is the source of this 5784-nucleotide messenger RNA. It is a transcript of the gene alk, whose product is annotated as ALK receptor tyrosine kinase. The transcript has 25 exons. NCBI's taxonomy places the organism in Eukaryota, Metazoa, Chordata, Actinopteri, Syngnathiformes, Syngnathidae. The record is from RefSeq and is a predicted model, not a curated record. Gene Ontology annotation, cellular component: signaling receptor complex; plasma membrane. Gene Ontology annotation, molecular function: ATP binding; transmembrane receptor protein tyrosine kinase activity. Bases 1 to 4200 code for a protein of 1399 amino acids. Gene Ontology annotation, biological process: positive regulation of kinase activity; protein phosphorylation; regulation of cell population proliferation.